Messenger RNA from Zasmidium cellare ATCC 36951, 1272 nucleotides. RefSeq lists its product as uncharacterized. Bases 1 to 1272 code for a protein of 423 amino acids. NCBI's taxonomy places the organism in Eukaryota, Fungi, Ascomycota, Dothideomycetes, Mycosphaerellales, Mycosphaerellaceae. Gene Ontology annotation, molecular function: monooxygenase activity; FAD binding. The record is from RefSeq and is a predicted model, not a curated record. The transcript has 7 exons. Gene Ontology annotation, biological process: secondary metabolite biosynthetic process.
AUGGCGAUUGACACAGAUGUUCUCGGCAGCUUUUCGCCGACGGUGAUUAUUGUUGGCUGUGGACUAGGGGGUCUUGCGUGCGCCAUUGCAUGCCGUCGUGAGGGUCUCGAUGUCACUGUUGUAGAGGCUGCGAAAGAACUCAGCGAGGUGGGCGCUGGUAUACAACUACCGCCGAUAGCCUUGCGAAUUAUGGAUAGGUUUGAUUUGAUUCCCCAGCUUCGUCGUGCUGGACUCCAAGGCCAAGUCAAGUGUCGAAUACUGCGAUGGGAGGACGGCAGCCUGAUCGGGCUCCGACCUGAAGAAGAUUGGUCAGUGCAGAAGUUUGGAUAUUCCUGGCAUACAAUCCAUCGUGCAGACUACCAGCGUGUACUCGUCGAAGAGGCCAAACGCCUUGGGGCGAAGAUCCGCCUGAACAGCGCCGCCGCCAGCGUUGACUGCCCAGACAUAUCGCCGAAAGUCUAUCUCGAAAGCGGAGAGCAGCUACAAGGAGACGUAGUCACUGGGGCAGACGGGCUUCAUUCUAACACUAGAACGGCAGUGUUGGGAUAUGUAAAGAACGCGAAAGAGUCUGGUGAUCUGGCUUACCGAAUCAAUAGGGAUUACCGAGCUACUUAUUGGGGGCCUGACAGUCAUAUCGUCAUGUACCCAGUGAAGGAUGGGCAGCUGUUGAAUAUGGUGGUUAUCCGUCCAGACGACUUGCCUGCCGAAGUAGCUCGCCAACCAGGAGAUAUUGCAGAAAUGCGUAAGAUGUUUGAAUACUGGGAUCCUUGCCUUCGCCGCUUGCUAGACAAUGUUAAAGUUGCCCUCAAAUGGAAGAUAUGGACCAUGGAUCCAUUAGAAACCUGGACUAAAGGCUCGGUAGCCUUGCUCGGUGACGCCUGCCACCCUACCGUUCCAUACGCAGCUGCAGGUGCUGCAAUGGCGGUUGAAGACGGCGCGGUCAUCGGUCGACUGCUAGGCCUUGUCAAAGAUUCUGGCGUUUCGAAGGAAAAGCUCCCCGGCAUGCUGCAGCUGUAUGAAACCAUCCGCAAAGAACGCACUACCACCACAGUCGCUACGGCCGAUGCAAAUCGGGACUUGUAUCACAUGCACGAUGGUGUUGAACAAGAGAAGCGGGAUGCCUUCUUUGGAGAUCAUGACUGGUGGGACGAACGGCGUACUGCACCGUACAGGUUUGCAGAUUUUGGGUUCUUGCACGAGCUGUUUGGCUUCGAUGCAGUUGAGGACGCAGAAGAAGGAUUUUUGAUGUGGGAAAAGGACCAGCAGAAAUAG